CCUGAUCUCGGGCGGGCUGGGGUGGCGGCCUCCUGGCCUUUGAGCCUGCCCGUGGCGGGGGGUGGUGUCUCCCGGCAGUGCCGGUGCUCCCUGCCCGCAGUGACCGCGCUGCUCGGCACUACCGCGUCCCCGGUUUUACUGUGGUGAGACCUGGCCGGAGGGGCCCCGGGCUCUGCCAGGAACUUGAGGAAACUGCCUCACUCCUUCCCCAACAUGUGUGUUACCCACUGGUACCUGCUGGAAGGGAUGGUGCUACAGCCACAGGAACAGCAGCGGAGCAAAUGGGAGUAGCAGAACUUGUUCAGCAAUUUCUUUCUCAAGCAUGAUCUGCCAGAGCUGAACUUGAUCUCCAACUCAUCCUUUGGAGCUUUAAUUGAGCCUUUGUAAGAGCCAGGAAGGAAGAGGUGUUCAAUUGCUGCUUAAUCCAGCAAACUAAUUACUGAUUGGACUUCAUGACCUUCAGUUCCUGAGCCUGCUGAACUCCCCAGCCCCAAAACUUCGCACCAUGGACCAGGAUUACGAGAGACGCCUCCUACGCCAAAUCAACAUACAGAAUGAAAACACAAUGCCCUGUGUAGCAGAGAUGAGAAGAACCCUGACACCUUCCAAUUCUCCAAUGUCUUCUCCUAGUAAGCAUGGUGACAGAUUCAUUCCCUCAAGAGCUGGGGCCAACUGGAGCAUCAACUUCCACAGAAUAAAUGAAAAUGAAAAAUCACCGAGUCAAAACAGAAAAGCAAAAGAUGCUACAUCAGACAAUGGCAAAGAUGGCCUUGCUUACUCUGCCUUGCUGAAGAAUGAACUCUUAGGAGCAGGGAUUGAGAAAGUGCAAGACCCACAGACAGAAGAUAGGAGGCUGCAGCCAUCCACCCCAGAGAAGAAGUCUCUUUUCACUUAUUCACUCAGCACAAAACGCUCUAGUCCGGAUGAUGGCAAUGAGGUCUCACCAUAUUCCCUGUCUCCUGUCAGCAACAAAAGUCAGAAGCUGCUAAGAUCACCUCGAAAACCAACUCGAAAAAUCUCAAAGAUUCCUUUCAAAGUGUUGGAUGCCCCAGAACUGCAGGAUGAUUUCUACCUGAACCUGGUGGAUUGGUCCUCUCUUAAUGUCCUCAGUGUUGGCCUUGGGACUUGUGUUUACCUAUGGAGUGCUUGCACUAGCCAGGUAACCCGACUCUGUGAUCUCUCUGUGGAAGGAGAUUCUGUAACAUCUGUGGGCUGGUCAGAACGGGGGAACUUGGUGGCUGUUGGCACUCACAAGGGCUUUGUACAGAUCUGGGAUGCAGCUGCAGGAAAAAAACUCUCCAUGCUAGAGGGGCACACAGCCAGAGUUGGUGCCUUGGCAUGGAAUGCAGACCAGCUGUCUUCUGGGAGCAGAGACAGGAUGAUCCUCCAGAGGGACAUCCGCACCCCACCCCUCCAGUCCGAGCGGCGGCUCCAGGGCCACAGGCAGGAGGUCUGUGGGCUCAAAUGGUCUACAGACCACCAGCUCCUGGCCUCAGGAGGAAAUGAUAACAAGCUCCUUGUCUGGAAUCACUCCAGCCUGAGUCCUGUCCAGCAGUACACAGAGCAUCUUGCAGCAGUCAAAGCUAUUGCUUGGUCUCCACACCAGCACGGGCUCCUGGCCUCUGGUGGGGGCACAGCCGACCGCUGCAUACGCUUCUGGAACACGCUCACUGGGCAACCUCUGCAAUGCAUUGACACUGGGUCCCAAGUCUGCAACCUGGCCUGGUCAAAACAUGCCAACGAGCUGGUGAGUACCCACGGAUAUUCGCAGAACCAAAUCCUUGUCUGGAAAUACCCCUCAUUAACUCAAGUAGCAAAGCUAACAGGGCACUCCUACAGAGUCUUAUAUCUGGCAAUGUCCCCUGAUGGAGAGGCCAUAGUCACAGGAGCUGGAGAUGAAACCUUGCGCUUCUGGAAUGUCUUCAGUAAAACUCGCUCAACAAAGGAGUCUGUAUCCGUUCUCAACCUCUUCACCAGGAUACGAUAAAUCCCAUCUCAUGUGACCCAGGAAUCCACAGCCUGACAUACCAGGAUCAAACCACUACCUUGGUGUGCAUGGAACCCCAAAUGAUCAGCCAGACAGGGAGGGAGUGCUGCUGGGACUGGAGGACAGGAAAGUCUUAAGAAUCCAAGAAAUGCUAAUUAAAUAAGUGUUAGUGAACCACGCCAGGCAGUAUUUGGGAUGGGGUUGGGGAGGGAACUGCAAAAGGUUUACAGAUUCAUCCUUCAUAAAGGGAAACGGGUACAGGAGAAAUGUUAAACCAGCAUCUUCCACCCCUCCUGUUGUAUCCUGGAGGAAGCAUGUAUGACAUGGACCAUUGAGACCGGACCAAGGCCAUCCCAGCUGCUCUCUUGUCCUUUCUUGGGAGAGUUGAGAGUAUCCUUGCCUCUGUGGGAGCAGGUGUCCCUCUAUCAGAUGGUCAUCAUUGGAGGUAGGAGCCAGCCAGAUUUGUUCAGUACAACUGGUGCAAGGCAGCUGAACUCCAGGCUGGGUGUUCACCUCUCUGCUUAUCUAAGGGCACUUUUCAUAGCCUGGCAUCCCUACUAACUGAAGAAACUGGAGAACUGCUUAUUUUUCCUUUUUUAUUCUCCCCCAGCAGGUACUAUAGUACUUGAUACAAUCAUUCCCAAAAGACGGCUUGAUUUUUUUAUUUUUUAAUUUUUCCUAAUUUUUUUUGGGGGGGGGGCCAUGCUUGACAGCUGUCUUUAAACAGAUGUAUUUUGGGGCUCUAAACUUUGGAGGAGACUUGAAGAGGCUCUGCCUCAGAGCACAUUCAAAAGUUCUGAAAUUGCUAUGGCAUGUUCUGGGCUGAUCCUUUUAGUUAACAGAGAGGAAAAACACUGGCUAAAAGAGAAAACCAACCACCAUGCCUGUGGAGCUUCCACAGUGCUGUUUGUGGCCAGCUGGUUGCUCUGGAGUCUUCCUGAGGACAAAAGCAGUUGAGAUGUGUUUGAGAAGCAAAACUCAGAUCUGUUUUUUGGAGCGAGCAUGGCCUCUUCUGGCUGGAAGGGGGGAAACACCACGUCUGGGUGAGAGGUGGGGUUCUUUUCUAAAGCAAGGAAGAGUCUUGUGUUUUUGGGGUUUUUUUUGUUUUGUUUUUAAUCUCCAAGUCAAAGCCAGGGACCUGUUGGGGUGUUUUUGUUUUAUUUUGUUUUUUUUUCUUUUUUGAGCUUUUGUUUUGGUUUUUUUUUUUAAAUUGUAUGGGAAAAGAAUGUUUGUGUGUUUGGAGCCUGUGUGCCGAGUGCUGUGGGAUGUGAUGCAAAGCACUUGUGUAUAUGUGAUGCUUUUAAUUUAAAGAGAAGCUGUCUUGCCUGCAGCAGCCAGUUCCUGUCUGUCUCUGUGCCUGUGCCAAGGCUCUUCAUGCCUCCUGCCCUCCCGAGUGUGCUGGGAUGCAAGUGCUCUUUCCAGUUCUCAUUUGGAUUUUCCUGGCUGUGUAUAUAGACCUUGAUCUGUUCUCCGUAGUGUGUGUGUGUAGGCAAUACUUUUCUGUCUCUUUUUUUUUUUUUUCUUUCCUGAACCAAGACCAUAGAGGUGGUGGUAGGAAUACGAUUGUCUCUCCCCAUUGCCAUCAGGAUCCAUAGGGAAGACUGGGACAGAGAAGGAUGGUGAGGUGCUGUUCUGUUCGCUACAGCCUUGACCACGUGUAUGACCACAUGUGCCAUCACACCAGUGCCUGCAUUGGGGUGCUGGCGCUGCUUCUGGGUGUCACAGGUACUGGGAGUCACUGGUGAGGAACUUGGGUGCUGGGAGGUCGCUGCUCCUUAGCACUGAGUCUCCGAAGCCCAAAAUGGCAGCCACAUGCUCAUCUUACAGCCUUGCCUGCUUCUGAAAUGAAUUUUCAAUGUAAUUCCUGAAACACUGUUUCAGCACAGCUAUUCUAUCACAGUUCUUGCUGCAAGAGUGUGGGUUUGGUUUAUAAAUCAUCCAGUGGCCUCCUGUUGUGUGUCACAGUCACUGUUGGAGCUGAUGUUGAAGGGCUACCACAGAGCACUGAAGUGUUGUUAAAAUUAAGUGGGAUCUUUAAGCUUAAGCUGGCAAGCAGGGCUGAAGUGAAAGGCCUGGUCUGUCACCAGGUCUGUUCUGAGAGUUCUUACCCUGUUGGAUAUGGGUGGUCGAGGCUGCAUUCACAGCUGCACCUCAGAGGACACAGCCCCUUGUUACUCUAUUCCUACAUCCAGCUCCUUUCUUGCCAGGGUCUUUCACAAAUGUCAUUUCUUGCUUUUCUCUCUUUGGAGCUGCCUUGAGAGCAGGCUGGCUCGUCCUGACUUGAGAGGGAGGGAGAGCCAAGUCAUGGCUGGGAACCAGCUGGGAGAUUGACUUCACCUUUCACCACCUCACUGUGGCUGCCAGGCCACAGACCUGCCUGAGAGAGAGAGAGAGAGUGUCUGUGUGUCUGUGUCCCAGUGUCCCCGUCCUGACUCAUGCAGGGGAGUAGGGGCUGGAGUGUGCUGUGGCCUGUGAAAUGUAGAAAAGAGCAAAGCUAAUGUAAGGUUGUGUUUUCAGUGUGUGACCUGUAAGCUCUAAGCCAGGCAGGCAGGUUGAGCAAAGGGCCCUCCAGAAGACUGUGUGAUAAAGUCUGGGACCUCGUGGCAUUGUGACAUUUAAGGCAUCAUAUGGUGGGGGAAAAAAAUAGAGAGAGCAUUGUAACUUUUCCAUGUGAAACAAUCUAACUGGCAUUAAACAAGUUGU
Molecule: messenger RNA, 4690 nt
Organism: Calypte anna (Anna's hummingbird)
Lineage: Eukaryota; Metazoa; Chordata; Aves; Apodiformes; Trochilidae
Gene: FZR1
Product: fizzy and cell division cycle 20 related 1
Exons: 15
Coding region: 506-1987 (493 amino acids)
Biological process (GO): positive regulation of anaphase-promoting complex-dependent catabolic process; positive regulation of ubiquitin protein ligase activity; anaphase-promoting complex-dependent catabolic process
Cellular component (GO): anaphase-promoting complex
Molecular function (GO): ubiquitin ligase activator activity; protein binding; anaphase-promoting complex binding
Source: RefSeq, a predicted model, not a curated record